AAAAUUAUACAAAUGACACUGAAGAAUCUGAAAAACCCAAAAAGCUUGAAGAACUCAAAGAGCUUAAAGAACCUGAAGAGCCUGAAGAAUUCAAAGAAUCUGAACCUGAAGAACCUGAAGAAUUGAAAGAGCCUAAGGAACAGUUGCAAGAAAAAUCACAAGGAAGAUCCUAA
Molecule: messenger RNA, 173 nt
Organism: Cetraspora pellucida
Lineage: Eukaryota; Fungi; Glomeromycota; Glomeromycetes; Diversisporales; Gigasporaceae
Source: the annotation of a GenBank genome assembly